AUGACAAAAUAUAAAAUUACUAGUAGAAAAACAUCCAAUGAAAGCGAUUCUUACUGUUCCGAGCAUUAUGGUCUACCAACUGAUUCAUCUGAAGAUAGUAUUAUUAUCGCUGAUGGUGGUGAUUUUGUAGGAUCAGCAGCAUAUAUUGUACGUCCAAGACAACCGUUAUCAUGGUUAGAUCCUGGACCAUUUGGAACGUUAGGUAUUGGUGGAGGAUUUGCAUUAGGUGCUAAAUUAUGCCGCCCAAAUGCUACUGUUUGGGUUAUUUAUGGUGAUGGUUCAGCGGGAUAUAGUUUAGCUGAAUGGCAUUCUUUAGCACGCCAUCGUGCUCCUGCUGUUGCUGUUAUUGGUAACGACGCUUGUUGGUCGCAGAUUGCUCGUGAUCAAGUUACGUUUUUCAAAUCCAAUAUCGGCUGUCAGUUGAACUACACACCAUAUGAAGUAGUUGGAUCAGCUUACUGUAGAAGUGUUGCUCCUACAUCAGAUAAUUUAGCAACUAACAAUAUUCCAGUCAAUGGUUUCUUAGUGGACAAACCUCAAUUGGAACAAAUAGUUCGUAUAUUUGAUGAGGUUAAACGACUUUCGAAUUCAGGGAUACCAUCUGUCAUCAAUUGUCUUAUCUCUGCAAGCAGCUUUCGAGAAGGCAGUUUGUCUGUUUAA
This is a messenger RNA of Schistosoma turkestanicum, 660 nucleotides long. Lineage: Eukaryota; Metazoa; Platyhelminthes; Trematoda; Strigeidida; Schistosomatidae. The record is from the annotation of a GenBank genome assembly.